This is a messenger RNA of Papaver somniferum (opium poppy), 480 nucleotides long. RefSeq lists its product as uncharacterized. The transcript has a single exon. Bases 1 to 480 code for a protein of 159 amino acids. Lineage: Eukaryota; Viridiplantae; Streptophyta; Magnoliopsida; Ranunculales; Papaveraceae. The record is from RefSeq and is a predicted model, not a curated record.
AUGCGGUAUUUAGAACCUAAAACAAGAGAUAUUUUUAAAGCAAGAUUUGUUGAUUACCAAUUUGAUGAGUCAUAUUUCUCGUCGUUAGAGGGAGAAAAGCCAAAAUUUGAAGAAUACCGUGAAAUUUCAUGGAAUACACCAUCAUUAGCCCAUUUUGGUCCUCGUACAAAACAAUGUGAACUUGAGGUUCAAAGAAUCAUACAUUUCCAAAGUAUUGCAAAUCAAAUGCUUGAUGCAUUUACUGAUAUAUGUAGGAUAACAAAAUCACAUAUACCUGCUGCAAAUACUCCAGCGGGAGUCAGUAUCCCAGAUGGACAUCAUGAUGAGUCCAGAACAUGCUUAAAGCAUCCUAGAAGAUCUCUUGGUGAAAAAGAUUCAAUUCCACGGAAAAAGAAAUCAAAAUGUGGCAUUCCAGAACAAGCCACUAUAUCUGAAAUCUUUGAUCAAUCAAAUACUAAUGAACUAGUUGCACCUGAAUAG